AUGGGUGAUGCUGUUAUGACAACGUACAUUGCACAGAGUAGAUACAACUACAGAGUACAACAUACAUCGACGGCCCUUCCGUUGACUAGAGACGAGGCUAGUGGCAUUGGCCACAUGGCACCGGGGCCAGACGAAAAAGGGCGACAGCAGAAGCGCAACAGACAACGCCCAUGUGGAGCCGGUUUUGAUUGGAAGGCCCAAAAGUCCCAGAAUACGGAGCAGACGCCCAAAGUGGAAAGUCGGGUCGGUGAAGGUGUGCAACGUUCAAAGGAAACGGGAGAACCGGUCACAAAACAAAAGAACCGUAGGGCUGGUGGCUGGUCAGCGGCGGCGGCAUCCAUUGUGAGGGACAGAAGAGCCAAGCGAUCAAGGCGUUGGGCAGAGAGAAAGGACAGAGCAGAAUGA
Sporothrix schenckii 1099-18 is the source of this 405-nucleotide messenger RNA. RefSeq lists its product as uncharacterized. Lineage: Eukaryota; Fungi; Ascomycota; Sordariomycetes; Ophiostomatales; Ophiostomataceae. The coding region runs from base 1 to 405 and encodes 134 amino acids. The record is from RefSeq and is a predicted model, not a curated record. The transcript has a single exon.